Molecule: messenger RNA, 324 nt
Organism: Rotaria sp. Silwood1
Lineage: Eukaryota; Metazoa; Rotifera; Eurotatoria; Philodinida; Philodinidae
Source: the annotation of a GenBank genome assembly
AUGAGAUCUGGUUUUAAUCUUUACAGAAAAGGAAAAUUAGGAUUUAAUACAAGUCCAAAAUAAGUUAAACAUUCACAUGUUACCGAAUUAUUCGAGUCAUUUGAAGAAUAUGUUUCAAAUAGUCCAAGAAUUUGUUCAGUAUUUGAAUUUAUGAAUACUAAUCUUGAAAAUAUUAUUAAUAAUAAUUGGAUACUUCAUCAAGAUUUGAAUCCAAACAAUUUAUUAAGUGAUAAACGUGGUGUUUUAAAAAUAGCCGAUUUUGGUUUAGCAAACUUUUUCGGUUCACCAUCGGGAUUAAUGUCACAUGACGUUGUUACAAGAUAG